Messenger RNA from Cutaneotrichosporon oleaginosum, 626 nucleotides. RefSeq lists its product as uncharacterized. Gene Ontology annotation, cellular component: mitochondrion; mitochondrial inner membrane. The record is from RefSeq and is a predicted model, not a curated record. Gene Ontology annotation, biological process: mitochondrial respiratory chain complex IV assembly. Lineage: Eukaryota; Fungi; Basidiomycota; Tremellomycetes; Trichosporonales; Trichosporonaceae.
UGAUUGUGGAAUCGGGGUGUUGUGGACUGGAGGACGGAAGAUGGGCUGACGUCGAGGUGGAGGGCGUGGCACGUGCCUGGCCGGAGAUCGUGCCGAGCUUCCACUCCGUCUUUGCCACUUUUCGGAACUUCUCCAUCGACCACCUGCCAUCGACCAUGUCCGAGGAUAACAAGGGAGCACCGCGCGCGCCACUCAACAUUCCCGCUGGGAACAGCCCUAUCACGCCGGAUCGUGACGCGCAGUUUGAUCCGGAGGCGGAGAAGCUCACCGGCAACUGGUGGGAGGACCGAAAGCGCGCGCUCAAGCGCGUCUCCAUGAACGACUUCUCCCUCGAGCGGGCCGGCCAGGUCCCCUGCCUGCGCUCGUCGGCGCUGUAUGGCAUCUCCGGCGGCGUUGGGAUCGGUGCGAUCCGCUUCCUUGGCACAAGGAAAGUGUACAGCGCGUGCAACUGGGCGGUGCUGAGCGGAUGCGCCGUCGCACUCGGCGCCUGGGAGAUGUGCAACGCCCAGAGGAGGGAGGAGCUGCGCAACAUGCGCAUGAUCCAGGAGAAAUUCCCCCAUCGCCACGUCUCCAACCUCAAGCGUCAAGGUGACGAUUGGGAGCCACCAACCGGGACUAAGCAAUAG